Messenger RNA from Mytilus californianus (California mussel), 516 nucleotides. RefSeq names its product myotrophin-like. The transcript has a single exon. The coding region runs from base 1 to 516 and encodes 171 amino acids. NCBI's taxonomy places the organism in Eukaryota, Metazoa, Mollusca, Bivalvia, Mytilida, Mytilidae. Gene Ontology annotation, molecular function: protein binding. The record is from RefSeq and is a predicted model, not a curated record.
AUGGUGACAGACAGAGAAGCAGACUAUAAUAAAUACGACAAGAUGGGAGAGUCACCUGUAAUGAAGACGUGUGAACGAGGACUUACAGAAGUAGUACAAAUGUUGUUAGACAGAGGAGAAGACUAUUAUAAAUGCGACAAGAGCGAUAAGUCACCUGUAAUGAAGGCGUGUGAAAAUGGCCAUACAGAACUAGUAAAGAUAUUGUUAGAUAGAGGAGCAGACUUAAAUAAAUGCGAUGAGAUGGGUGAGUCACCUGUAAUGAAAACUUGUGAACAAGGUUAUACACAAAUCAUAAAGAUGCUGUUAGUCAAGGGAGCAGAAUAUAAUAAACGUAACAAGAAAGGACAAUCACCAGUAAUAAAGGCUUGUCAACAUGGUCAUACAGAAAUAGUUAAGAUAUUAAUUGACAGAGGAGCAGACUAUAAUAAAUGUGACUUAGUUGUCAAGCAUCGUGAAAAUAAACGGACGCUGAAAGGAUCACACAGACCUAACUAUUCAAUAGAUACACCAAAGUGA